AUGCCGUCAACCUUGGUUGUCACCCUAGGAGCUGUCCUCGGGACUUGUGCGACCUUUGUGGGUGCUCACGUUCCCGAACCGGCCGUUUCACUUCCCCAAGUUCCUACAGCCAGGACACAGAACGGUACUUACUAUGGCGCACGUAACAGUCGCUAUUACAUUGACCAAUUCCUUGGCAUCCCUUUUGCCCAGCCCCCAACGGGUGACCUACGAUUACAGCAUCCCCAGUCACUAAACACUUCCUGGGAUGGUGAGAGAAAUGCAACCGAGUAUGGAUAUGCCUGUGUGGGCUACGGAGAGGACUCGACAGUGACCUCUCGCAACUAUACUAAUGAGGAUUGCUUAACUCUUAACGUCGUUCGCCCAGCUGGUUAUGACGAGACAGCUUCCCUUCCCGUCGCUGUUUGGAUUUACGGUGGAGGUUUCUUUGCUGGCUCCACGAUCGAUCAGCGAUACAAUCUCACCUUUAUGGUUGACGAGUCUAGAAGGAUGGGCAAGCCCAUCAUCGGUGUUAGCCUUAACUACCGACUUGCUGCCUAUGGUUGGCUUUACUCGGAGGAGAUAGUCAAAGCGGGCUUGGCAAAUUUGGGACUGAGAGAUCUACGUAUGGGAUUGCACUGGGUCCAGGAGAAUAUCGGAGGCUUUGGAGGCGACCCUUCCAAGGUUACGAUCUUCGGCGAAAGCGCGUAA
Molecule: messenger RNA, 690 nt
Organism: Clonostachys rhizophaga
Lineage: Eukaryota; Fungi; Ascomycota; Sordariomycetes; Hypocreales; Bionectriaceae
Source: the annotation of a GenBank genome assembly